Molecule: messenger RNA, 1535 nt
Organism: Lycium barbarum (goji berry)
Lineage: Eukaryota; Viridiplantae; Streptophyta; Magnoliopsida; Solanales; Solanaceae
Product: L-ascorbate peroxidase 3-like
Exons: 9
Coding region: 214-1323 (369 amino acids)
Biological process (GO): cellular response to oxidative stress; hydrogen peroxide catabolic process; response to reactive oxygen species
Molecular function (GO): peroxidase activity; heme binding
Source: RefSeq, a predicted model, not a curated record
ACGACAAAGCAAAAUAUAAAAUUCGUUUCUUGUGUUGUUCCAUAUUCAUUGCUUCUUUACGUCACGCUUAUAAAAUUCCCCUCCCCUUGCUCUAUGUAUAAACCCCAUUUCAUAACUUCAUUAAUCAAAUCAAAGUUGAACCAAAAGCACGAUCAUUCGGCAUAAUAUAUAGUUUCAGUGUAUAAUUACAACGCUAUCAUAUUAAUACUAUCAAUGGCAGCACCACAAGUUGAUAACGAGUAUUGGGAUGAGAUAGCAAAAGCACGGGUUGAGCUUCAGAAUCUUAUAUCCAAAGAGAAUUACAGUGCUUGGGAUCUGCUUCGUUUAGCGUAUGCAUCCCAAUUCUCAAUUGCCAAUUUUCAUCAUGCUUAUGCAGGAACUAGCACUUCUACUGAUGCUACAACAAAGAAAACUCAAUCUGCUAUUAACAAUCUCAAAACUAAAAUGGAAAAAAUCAAACGCAACCAUCUCAAAAUAACGUAUCCCGACCUCUAUCAGCUUGCUGGGGUUGUUGCACUUCAAACGCUUGGUGGUCCAAAAAUCGAGUUUGUCCCUGGUAGAGAGGAAUCGGAAAUUCCACCAGAUGAAGGGUGCCUUCCUGAUGUAUCUGUAAAAGGUUUAUGUUGCAGCUUUUGCUCCAAUUCUCUUGAAUCUGGUCCAUCAGAUUUAAGAGCUAUCUUUCACCGAGUGGGAAUCUCUAACUCCGAUCUUAUAGUAGCAUUAUGUGGAGGCCUCAAACUGGCCAGAAGAGCUGAUGCGGAGAAAUCUGGAGGUCAGGGCCCUAAGUCUGGAGAUCAGGCCCCUAAGUCUGGAGAGACUUUGAAAUUUGACAAUUCAUACUUUAAGGAGCUCAACAAGAAGGGGAAACUUCCCGUGGAAGCCAUUGAUAAAGCUCUGCUUAACGAUCCCGAAUUCCGCAGUCGUGUGCAUCUUUAUGCAAUGGAUGAAGAUGAGUUCAAAAGACAUUACGUAGUGGCACACAAGAAGCUCUCUGAGUUUGGAUUACUGCAUUCAACAUUUUUCGGAUCAGCAUUUGAAAAUAGCAUGUUACGUUUGAAGAACAUGCCGGUGACACUUGCUAUUGCAGCCGCUGUAAUAUUCAGUGUCUUCUAUCUAAUCAACAGGAAGCUCUCUAAGUUUGGAUUACCACAUUCAUCAUUUUUCGGAUCAGCAUUUGAAAAUAGCAUCGUACGUUUGAAGAACAUGCCGGUGACACAAAGGGCUGUUGGAGUUGCUGUUGCAGCCGCUGUUGUAAUAUCCAGUGUCUUCUAUCUAAUCAACAGGAGGAGAGCUAAUAAGUAUUCGUCACAGCAGUUUCACUAACAUUGGUCCACCAGAACUCAACAGAAAGAAAUAGUAAACCAGAAAUUGAAUCUGAGCAAGAAUAAAAGAGACUGUUCUCCACUGAAUAGCUCCAUGUUUCAUCAACAAUAAAUGUUAAGGAUAUCUCCAUGUUGCAUCAAUAAUUUGAGUAUGUAAUCUACUCAUCAAAAGUAUUAGUGUAAUAUAAAAAUGUGCCUUUGGUGACUUUUAAA